AUGGCCACUGUGGUGACAAUCUCCAUGAAUCAGUUGCAAGGACUCCUGGAUGCUCAGACAUCCCAAUUGGAGUCCAUUGUCAGCGCCAAAAUGAAUGCGCUAGAAUCCAAUAUAGAAGAAAUUGUCGAUCAAAAGCUACAAGCCAAACUACAGCAAGCCAAGGGAGAGUUCCAACAGUUCGUCCUGGAAGCCAUCGAACAAGAAGACAUCGACAUUCCUUCCGAAACAAAACAGCAAAUUCAAGAAAUCAAACAACACAUUCUCGCUACCGAACAAUCCGUCAGUAGACUUGUCUUGGGCUCCUCGGCAGCAGAAGCCAAGGAAGAAAUUGAAGUCGAAUUGGAUCCCCUCACGCUCAUGCCCGCAGUCUCCUUUCCACCUCCACCUUCCAGUAUCCGCAGAAACAUAAGUGCUGCCAGUUCCAUCAAUACCACCAAUGUCAUGGAAAAAAUGGUCACGGAUCUGUGUUCCAGACUCGAGGAACUCGUAGAUGAUCGGACCAACCACAUGCUCAAAAAAGUAGAAAAGCAAGUGGCCGCCGGCACCGCUAAUAGUGGUGCAUCUACUCCCAACAACAGCAAAAACAACAACAACAACAACAACAACAACAACAACAACAACCCCAUGACAUCGCUCAAACCCAACGUCAUUCGACGCAGUGCUAGCAGUGACAGUGCCAAACAAAACUCGGUGGCACAUGCCACUGCCAUGGCCAUGCGCAUGAACUUGCAUCAAAUGGACGAACUGCUCACCAAACGAAUGGUCGCCAUGGAACAAUUCAUUGAUUCACGACAUGCAGAAUUAGAAGCAUACGUUUCCAGUACCAGCGAGCAACUACACAAAUCCAUGGCAGAGACGCUAAAGAAACAUGCACGCCACAAUCGCGCACUCACAAAGGAGGAAUUGGAACAAGUGUUGGAUGCCAGAAUACAAGAUGUCGAAGAAGAAGAAGCGGAGCAACAACAACAACAGCGACAACAACAACAAUCAGCAACAACAACAAGCACCAGCCGAAUCCAGCGAACAGCAAGACAGCAAUACGUACAGGAAAAACUCGAAAUUUUGCAAGAGAAUCGCUACGAACAACAAGAUCUGCUCAAUCAACCCACACUGGAAAUUAUGCGCAAAAUUGCCUCCAAACUCGAAUCGUUGGAACAAUUGGUCUUGGCCACAUCCGUAAUGACGCCCACAACGCCCGUAGUCAGCAAUAAAAAUGCCAUCAAGAAGAAACAACGGGCAUCGACCAGUGGACACCGUAAAUCGAGUUCCAACCACAAGUCAGCAACAAACAACAAGGGGUUGGCUCAAGUCAUCUCCAACCAUGCCAGUAAAAAGGGUAUCGAUGACACCAGCACCAACGUUGCAACGAAUGCCAGCACCGUUGUCGCUGCCAAUGAUCAAAACAACUCUUUGUCGCGUGCUUCUUCUCGAGUGUCCAACGCCUACAUGGACGUUUCGGUGGAUGGAAGACGCAUGGAAGAAGACGAAGAAGGAAAAGACAGCAAUGACAAUAAGAAGGACGACGACGACGAAAUCAUUAGUGACAGCGACGAUGAAAACAACGACAAGCAAAACGGCGGCGAAACGGGUGGCACCAGUCGGGUCAAAACCUUUAUGAAUACUCUUAGCAAUUGGAAGGAACUCAACGAGAAAGAAAAAGACGCACGACGUGGCGAGAACGACGACGACGACGACGACGACGAGGACAAGGAGAAUCGUGAGAAAGAUGAUGCCAUUCUUGAACUUGACACGGAUAUUGACGAAGGAGAUGAUGAUAUUGAUAGCAAUGCCAGUGCUGGUACCGGUAUUAGUGUCGAUUCGUCCGUCGGUGACAUGGGCGACAACAAGGACGUGGCCAUGGCAAUGGAACGCCUCGAAGAUAAAUUGGAUGAUCUGGAAGACAAAGUCCAUCGUCUUUUGGUGGCCACAGGAAAUCAUCACGUCAUCGACCACACUGCUGUUGGAGUACCGAGUGAACGAUCCACCAAUGCGAAACACAGCCGACUUCGACAAUACAGCUCCGCGGAAGAUGUCCAGCAGAUGGUCUUUGCUGCGCACGACGCGCUGAAACGAGAUUUGAAGCAUUGGCUGUCGGAGCAACAACAACAACAUGACGAAGACCUCCUCGCCUUGUCGGCACAGUCGCAAUCUGCAGGGACAACGGACAUCUCCGAUGACGAACCGGCGUCAUCGCCUUCGGGACGACAAAAUCGGGGCAACAACGGAAGCAAUGGCAGCAAGCAUAAGGCCAUAACUGCUGUGCUGGGAACAGAGCAACUCAAUGUAUUGACGGAAAAGCUAAAAUCAAUCGAGAUCCUCGUUUCGACCAACCAAUCUUUCCUGCAAGAGCAACGUCGCCUGGCCGCGCCUCCCGUGCCAAAGGAGCUGCCUUUGCAAAAGGAUGUCGCUCCAACUAUUGAAUUGGAACGCAAGAUUUUGAACCAUUUGGAUACCAUGGAUAAGUCGGUUCAAUUCAAACUGGAUGAGAUUUACGGCGAAUUACAGCAACCGUCGCGUCGACGGAGUAGUGCUGGGGUGGUCGUAUCCUCUGCUGAUGCCGAUUUAGCCCUGUUGUCUCCGCAGGAUCAAUCAGCAAUUGUGGAAGCUAUCAUGGAGCGGUUGAAGCAGAUACAAGACGCGAUAACGAGACAGUUGAAGGAGUCAAUUCCGGAUUACGGGAAUGCCAAGUCGAUAAUUGGAGAAAGUUUGGAAGAAAUGAGGCAAAUCGUGUCGGAGGUUGCUAUUUCCGAAGUUGAAUUGCUCAAGACUCAGUUGGGAGUAGCGGAGGAGGCCGAACAGGAAGCUUUGCAUGCUGUUGUGGUCCUUCGGGAUCAGCUCGAAGAGUCCAAAGAACAGGAACGACGAUUGCUCUAUGCCAACGCACCAAGGCCGCCACAAACUCCCGCAACUCAAACGCCGGGCAACAUAUUCAAUUUCGGCGCCUUUGCCAAACUUGGACUGGGAAGCAUUGCCGCCGCUGCGGUUGGUCCUCCAGCACCCCCUCAACAGCGUUUGACGGCCGCUCCUGAAAGAUACCGACAUCGCAAGAUGAGCAUUGGGCAACAGAGCAAUGUAUCAGCCUUAUCUCACCCGCAUCAUGGGUCCGCCGGUAGUUUGUGGUCGCAUCCCAAUAACAUGAACACUUACGUGACCAGCGGCAAACGAAAGUCGCCCCAACAAAAGUUAGAAGAUUGGAAAAGCCAGGUUGCGAGUCUGGAAGAUAAAGCGACCGAUCUGCGAACGUUGUACAGCCAGUUGCGAGAGCAAGACGAAGACGAGUGGCUCUCAACGUCUGAACAACAUCGCGAUAACAUGUCGCCCACAGAAGGCUCGGCUCCAGUCGAGGCGGGCUUCACACCCGGCAGCCGAUUUGCUGGAGGAGAGUCCAAGGAAAUCGAAGCUACGAACAGCGCAGGAAUUUCCAUGCAAUAG
Molecule: messenger RNA, 3432 nt
Organism: Seminavis robusta
Lineage: Eukaryota; Bacillariophyta; Bacillariophyceae; Naviculales; Naviculaceae
Source: the annotation of a GenBank genome assembly